AUGAAUAUCUUCAUCGUCGCUGCUCUGGCCCUGGUGGCUGCUGCCGACCGGCCCCAGUCUUCCUACAGGCCCCGACCUGCCUACUCUGCCCCGACCUACUCUGCCCCGACCUACGCUGCCCCGACAUACUCUGCCCCGACAUACUCUGCCCCCACCUACUCUGCCCCGACAUACACCGCCCAGCCCAGCUACAAGCCCAUCGCUAUCCUUGAGGAGAAGAGCGUCCACCCCGGAGAUGGAUCCUACAACUUCCACUUCAGCACCGAGAACGGCAUCUACAGGUCUGAGAGCGGCGUGCCUCUGCCCGGCUACGGCAAGAACGCCUACGGACAGCCGGAGGGCAGCUACCGCCAGGAGGGCUCCUGGAGCUACUCCGACGGAUACGGCAAUCCCAUCAAGGUGACAUUUGUCGCCGACAAGAACGGCUACCAGCCGUCCAGUGACAUCCUGCCGACGCCGGUGCCCACCCAGUACCCGACCCCUGCUGUUGACCCCGCCUACGUCGAGCCCCAGCCCGCGUACCAGCCCGCCUACGUUGAGCCCCAGUCCGCAUAUCAGCCCGCCUACCAGCCCGCCUACAACUAAGCAACACGGCGAUGUCAUGGCGAGUGCUUCGCAUCGAACAAAGCCAUGUAAAGUUGACUACAGUCAGUGUCGGAACGGCACGGUCGUGACUUUGCGUGGAAGUCAGCUACAAAUGGCCGCAGUGAUGCUCAUUGUAUUUAUAUGGGUGCUGUUUGAAUAAUAAAAUAUUC
Molecule: messenger RNA, 755 nt
Organism: Amphibalanus amphitrite
Lineage: Eukaryota; Metazoa; Arthropoda; Thecostraca; Balanomorpha; Balanidae
Product: adhesive plaque matrix protein-like
Exons: 3
Coding region: 1-585 (194 amino acids)
Cellular component (GO): chitin-based extracellular matrix
Molecular function (GO): structural constituent of chitin-based larval cuticle
Source: RefSeq, a predicted model, not a curated record